AAUUGCAUUAAUUAGCAUUUCAUAAGCGUAUCAUGGAUGUAUUGUAAUUUUGUCCCUGAUCUCUUGAUGUAAAUUGAGAUUGUCCCUCUCUAUGUGACGUUGGAUGAUCAACUAGGUAAUAUUCUUACCAAAUCGUCGACUUUGUUCACCUUCAAUAACUUUUAUUCUGAGCUUGACAUUUUCUGAUUUUUGUGUUCCACCAUGAGGGGGAGUGUUGAAGUUCUUUUUUCUUUUUGUAUUUAUUAUUUAGAAUGUUUUAGUGUAGCGCAAUAUUUUAAUUGUCUUCAAUAUCAAUCUAACAAAAAUAAGUGAUAGGGUAUAGGCAACAUAUGUCCUAUGCGCAAGAUUGUUUCACAGUCUCUUUCUUCCCCUCUUCUUUGUUCACCUCUUCCUUUUUCCUAAACCCUAAUGCUCAAUUAUUCAAUUUUCAACUCAGACUUUUUGUUGUUUCCACUAUAUUUUUGUAAUGCCUUGGGUUUUAAGCCCACAUUUUAUGUUGUGCCCAGUGAUUUUAUCUUUUUUGAUUUGGGCAGCCAGGUUGGUACUUGCUUUAGGAGCUGAAGCUAAGCUCGAUGUUGUACCAGGUGCUGCAGAAUUCGCAUUGCCGUUCUCCACUUUGAAGGAUGCUCAAAAGGUUGACGAGAAGUUGAAAACUUUGGAGCGGAAGAACUUCGGUAAGGACUCCCGUAUUCGUGUGGCUAUAGUCGGAUGUGGUUAUUCGGGAGUUGAGUUGGCUGCCGUAGUAUCCGAACGACUGCAAGAUAAGGGAGUUGUGCAAGCAAUUAAUGUGGACACCACAAUCCUACCAAAUGCUCCGCCUGGCAAUAGGGCAGCUGCCUUAAAAGUAAGAAAUUGA
Molecule: messenger RNA, 856 nt
Organism: Ilex paraguariensis (yerba mate)
Lineage: Eukaryota; Viridiplantae; Streptophyta; Magnoliopsida; Aquifoliales; Aquifoliaceae
Source: the annotation of a GenBank genome assembly